UCGUGUGAGCGUGAGUCGUUGCCGCUAUGUGAAUUAUGAACAAUAUUCUAAGAGCUUCUUAAGCUUCACCUUACGCUCCUCUGAUGGACACUGACCAAAUGUGAGUAGAUGUUUUCGGUAAAGAGAAGGAACCAGAUACCACGAGCCAGAGGUCAUGCCUGUGUUGUGAGGAAAUGUGUGCGUGUGGGGGUGUGUGAUCUUAUGGUGCAAUCAUGACAAGGACAACAGUGACUAAAAUCUUCAUCCUCGUGAUCCUCGCCUUCAUCAUCUGCCUCCCAGAGUUCUUCUCGCUAUACAGAGUAUCAAAAGUUAACUUCAUCUGUCUGCCCUACCGACGCUGUGAGCGAGGGAAUCAGGUGAAGAGGGGGAGAAUGGGAAGAUGGAGGGACUGUGUGACCCUUCUCAGAGUGCAGAGGUGGAAAAGUGGGAGAAGGCCUGCACGGAGGAGAAGCCCAGCAACAUGACAGAUGCUGGACCGGACUCAAGGAGAGGCAGCAGUGCUUCAGAGAACGGCUGGUUCAUGUGUCAGGCUGACAGGGACAUGGCCGAGUUAUACAGCAACAUCUCAUCCUCAGCCGCUGCUGGAUAUCUGGAAGUGUCGGUGGAGCUUCAGCUGGGCGAAGCAGAAACCCUGAAUCUCACCUUGUACGGCCCCAACAACAGCUCCUUGGACCUGCACCCACCUGAGGAGCAGGAGGAGGAGAGGGAUGAGAGGAAGGGUGAUAAAGGACAGAGGGCAUUUUACUGCUGUCUCCCUGAUGUCCUGCCCACUUCGGAGUCGACCAAUCAAAGCCGCUGUCUGCUUUGGCUCGCCAAUCAAACCGUUUCCACCGCAACAGCUAAGAAAAGGCUGCCAUGGAAACGGACAGGGAAAGAGUGGUAUACGGCCAGGGUGCUCUGCUUCGCUCUUCUGUGUGUGCUGCUCCUGACUGUAGUUAUGUAUGUGCUUGGAGAGCUCUACCUGAGGACACGCUCACGCAAAAAGCCCAGAGUGCAUCCUGUUUACAACUAUACUGGGCAGCAGUUUGACGAUGGGGAGGAGCACACAGAAAUCUUAACUCCAACAGUCCCUCACUUCUGUGGCUCACGGCGUUGGUCAGAACUGUCACCCAUAAAAGAAGCUCAGUCUCAAGAAGACAUAGAAACUCUGCUGGAUGGAAAUGUCAACAACUGCUAUACUGCAAAUCUGCAUCAUCGUGGUCAUCCAUCCAUCUCCUCCAUCACAGAGGGGCAGCAGCAGGAGAGGAGCACUGAAACGGACUUCAAUGAAAAAUAA
Messenger RNA from Paralichthys olivaceus (Japanese flounder), 1276 nucleotides. RefSeq lists its product as uncharacterized. Lineage: Eukaryota; Metazoa; Chordata; Actinopteri; Pleuronectiformes; Paralichthyidae. The record is from RefSeq and is a predicted model, not a curated record.